CAAUCCCAUCCAACAAAAUCUCACCAAGUAAGAAUUUCCUUAUCAUGCAUUCGUUGACUAUUCCAUAUUAGAAUUGAAAUUUGCCCUGUCCCGUAUUCCUUCGUGUCAAUUGUCAGUACAAACGCAUCACAACGUCUGAGGGGUGGUGAGCGGUGUUGUAGAUCGGCCUCAGAGAAAAAUUCUCACAAUCUGUGUAAUUUAUAGUUAAUUAAUGAUUGAUUGACUUUGGCACUUCGCCUACGAACAUCAAGAUUUAGAGGGGCUGUUUAUUUUGGAUCUAAGAAUCUUCUACCAAGAAAUCCUGACAGAAUGAAAACCAAAAAAAUUUUAGGCAUCUCUGUCUCUUUAAUUAUCAUCAACUUGGCCGCUAUAAUGGAACGAGCUGAUGAGAAUCUCCUUCCGGCUGUUUACAAAGAAGUCAGUGAAGCUUUUUCUGCUGGGCCAUCUGAUCUUGGAUAUCUCACAUUUGUACGGAACUUUGUACAGGGACUGGCAUCACCUGUCGCAGGUAUUUUAGCUAUCAAUUAUGACCGCCCUACUGUACUUGCAAUUGGCACCCUGUGCUGGGCCUUGUCGACUGCUGCAGUUGGUGCAAGCAAGUACUUUUUGCAAGUUGCAUUUUGGAGAGCAAUAAACGGCUUUGGACUGGCAAUUGUGAUACCCGCACUUCAGUCUUUCAUAGCGGAUAGCUAUAAGGAUGGUGUACGAGGUGCUGGAUUUGGGUUUCUAAAUCUUGUUGGUACAAUUGGCGGCAUAGGAGGUGGAGCUAUUGCUACCAUUAUGGCCGGUAAUGAUUUCUGGGGUGUACCCGGAUGGCGGUGUGCCUUCAUCAUGAUGGCAACCUUGAGUUGUUUAAUCGGGUUUCUCGUUUUUCAGUUUGUUGUCGACCCAAGAAGAAUUAGCACUGAUCAUGAUACGGGAAAGGUUUCUGAUCGGGAUAAGUUGAUAGACAAAAGCAAUACCAGUUCGGUAACAAUUUGGUCAGAGUCGUGGGUAGCCAUGAAAUCUGUCAUGAAAGUGCAAACAUUUCAGUUCAUUGUUUUACAAGGUCUUGUUGGUUCAAUUCCAUGGACAGCAAUUGUGUUCUUCACCUUCUGGUUUGAACUAAUCGGUUUUGAUCACAACGGGACUGCAACCCUGGUCGGUCUCUUUGCUGCUGGAGGCGCUCUGGGAUCUUUUCUCGGUGGCGUAAUAGCAGAUCGGUUAUCCCAAAUAUACCCUCAUUCGGGAAGGAUAAUGUGUGCACAGUUCAGCUCCUUUAUGGGCAUUCCGUUCUCAUUGUUCCUUCUCCGAGUUAUCCCCCAGAACGUGAGCAGCUAUUAUAUAUUUGCUGUCACACUAUUCAUAAUGGGCCUUACCAUCAGCUGGUGUGCUACCGCUACGAACGGCCCGAUGUUCGCCGAGGUGGUCCCUGCGAACCAUCGUACAAUGAUCUAUGCAUUCGAUCGUGCUUUCGAGGUAUCAUUUUCCUCUUUCGCUGCACCAAUUGUCGGAAUUCUUUCAGAAAAGAUAUAUGGCUACGAUCCGAAGUCUGUCGAUCCACUUUUGGGAUCGACACGAGAGGCUUUUGCAUUGUCAAGAGGGCUCCUUGCGAUGAUGGUGGUUCCGUUUGGUUUAUGCUGCUUGUUUUACACGCCAUUGUAUUGGACUUUUAAGCAGGAUCGCGAGAAUGCUAGAAUAGCCAGUGUAAAAGAAACCGAGAUGUUGUAAAAUUUUCGUUUGUUUUCCUACAGUUUUUUGGUCUGAUAGCAUUUUGAUGUUUUGACAUGGCCCAAUUUUUGAAAAUUGCAGCUUGUACAAUGGAGUUGGUAUUGUAAUAUAAACAGAGAUGUUUUGACAUUAUAGUUAUUGUUUAAAGAGAAAAAAAUUAACAUUAGUCAA
Molecule: messenger RNA, 1881 nt
Organism: Olea europaea var. sylvestris
Lineage: Eukaryota; Viridiplantae; Streptophyta; Magnoliopsida; Lamiales; Oleaceae
Exons: 4
Coding region: 310-1710 (466 amino acids)
Biological process (GO): transmembrane transport
Cellular component (GO): membrane
Molecular function (GO): transmembrane transporter activity
Source: RefSeq, a predicted model, not a curated record